CGGCGGGCAGCGGGGCCGCCUCCUCGCCGAGGGUCGCCCGCUCGCCCUCCCGGGCCAUGGGCAGCCCCUGACCCCGCCGCAGCACCGGAUCCAAAAUGACGGUCAAAGCUGUAAAGAUGCCAUGCACCUCUGCAAACGUUUAUACUAAAGUGCCUGACGGAGGAUGGGGCUGGACGGUCGCCUUUGCGUUCUUUGUUGUGGAAGCCCUGACAUACGGCAUCAUAAAAUCCUUUGGAGUCUUCUUCAACGACCUGAUGGACAGCUUUGACGAAACCAACAGCAGGAUAUCCUGGAUAAUAUCCAUAUGUGUGUUUGUACAGACCUUCACAGCUCCUCUGUCGACGGUCCUGAGCAACCGCUUCGGCCACCGGCUGGUGGUGAUGGCCGGGGGGCUGCUGGUCAGCGCUGGCAUGGUCAUCGCGUCCUUCGCCCGCAGCGUGGUGCACAUGUACGUCACCAUCGGCAUCGUCUCCGGCCUGGGAUACUGCCUCUCCUUCCUCCCGACUGUCACCAUUUUAUCACAGUAUUUUGACAAAAGGCGCUCGCUGGUCACAGCGGUGGCAUCCACAGGGGAAUGUUUCGCCGUCUUCUCCUUCGCACCAGCAAUCACGGCCCUGAAGGAGCAGAUUGGCUGGAGGUACAGCAUGCUUUCUGUCGGGGUGCUGCAGCUGGGCAUCACCGCCUGCGGCUCGCUGCUGCGCCCCAUCGUCAUCAGAGAGCAGGAAGAAGUGAAAGCACAGCCUCCAGAGGAGUCCACAGAGACAAAGUACAUGCUUGAAAACGAACAAACAUGCACCUCAAUCGAGUCCAUAGACUCAGGAGUCGAUAUAACUACCUCACCCAGCAAUGUGCCUGGAAAAACCAAAGCAGAGCCGAAAAGUGAAGAACCAAAGCAACACGGACAGAACCCCGUUGACAAUAGCAGCACCCCUCCAGCACCAAAAACCAAACUACUGGACUUCUCUGUGAUGAGAGACUAUAGCUUUAUCUGUUAUGCAUUCUUUGGCCUGUUUGCAACCCUGGGCUUCUUCGCUCCCUCCCUCUACAUCAUCCCCCUGAGCCGCAGCCUGGGCAUCGGCAAGGACCACUCUGCCUACAUCCUGUCGGCCAUGGCCAUCGCCGAGGUCUUCGGCAGGAUUUUUGCAGGCUGGAUCCUCAACAAGAAGCCCAUCCGCAAGAUCUACAUCGAGCUCAUCUGUGUCAUCCUGCUGUCUGUAGCCUUGGUUGCCUUCCCUUUUGCCUCUGGAUUCUGGGGCUUGAUGAUAUGUAGCGUUUAUUUUGGGUUCAUGCUCGGCACGGUGGCGGGCACACAUAUUCCCCUCCUGGCUGAAGACGACGUGGUUGGCAUUGAGAGGAUGUCCUCUGCAGCUGGAGUCUAUGUCUUCAUUCAAAGCUUAGCUGGGUUGGCUGGACCACCCCUUGCAGGUGUCUUAGUGGAUACGACAAAGAACUACAGCUCAGCCUUCUACUCCUGUGCUGCUGGCAUGGUCCUGGGUGCCGUGUUCCUGGCCCUGGUGAGGCCAUGCAAGACUGGGCUCUGCCACCAGCAGCAGCAGCAGCAGCAGCAGGUGGAGGAGAGCACGGCAGGGCCACCACCAGAACUGCCAGAUGACUUUAUAGACAUGGAUAUUGGAAAAGCAGAAAAUUCAGGAAAAGGCUCUGACAGCGUGGUAUAAAAAACCCCGUUCCUUCUCCAUCUAAUGCACUCAGUGUAAGGCUGGGGGAAAUGUCAGCUCUGCUCCACGUUUUAAAACUCCAUUCUAAAGGGAAUGUGAAAUUUUAAAUGUGAACAGUUGCUACCAACAAUUUAUUUUUUUUUUAAUAUUAGACAGAAUUUUUUUUAACCAACAAUGGAAAGCUCCAUAGAAAAUACGGAUAGCCACAUAAGAAUAACUUCUGUCUAGCAUGAAGAUGUGAUGCACACUUGCUUUCCUGAUAACAAGCAUAGGUAAAGGUCCAACUGAUCCAUAGAUACUGACAACAGCAACAGCAGAAGCAGCUCAGCCUCUGACUGUCACCCAUCCCCUACCACAAAUUCCACACAGACCCGGUGAUACGAACUGGAGCAUCUCAUACACCACCAGUAGCCAACUGAAUCUUCUUCUGGAGGGACACAGACUCACCCUUUAGCUUGGAGGAGGAGGAGGCCAGGCUAGAUAGCUGACAAUUAGAAACCAUUGCUAAUGAUCUUAACUUGAAUGUCACAUAAUGCUGGGAAAUCCAAGGCUCCGUGUGUCUUCAUGGCCAGUUAUUACUGCACAUAUUUCAUAAGAUCAUUUUUCUUCUCCCAGCUGGGAUCCUUAGAACUGUUUUCUGUUGAUAGUCAGACCUGAUGUACUGUUUCUAAUUUAACUAGUAUUUAUUAAUUUAUUCUGAGAUUGUUAAAAGGAGGUUAGCUUAAAUAACUGGAGAGGAAGAAUGAUCUUCUGAAUAACGGAAAGCUGUCUUUACAUCAACCUCUCUAAUGCCUAUCUUGUAUUGCUUGUGAAAUUGUUGGGAAAAUUACUCUUACAGCAUAAAGUGUAGCUGUUUUUAAUAGGUAAGUCGUAAGUAACCCAGUUAUUUUAAAAGGAAAAAAAAACAAAACAAAACAAACAAAAAGAAUUACAGGUCCAGCCUCGUUUCCCAUGGCAAAGGCUCAGCUGGAACCAGCCCACCCCACAGGGAGGAUUUGGAUGUCUUAAUGUACCCCAACCUUGGCUCACAGUGCACGAGGGGAUCUCUGCUGCAGCCCCAGACCCUUCCCCUGUCUGUGCCCCCCGGCUCUGCCCUCACAUCAGCCAAAGGGGCUUUUAUGUUUUUGCUGCUGACUUCAGUGGGAGGUGAAGCGGAGCCUGUGCUUGAAGGAGAGGAUGGAAGGCAGCGCUGGAGCUGCUCGUUCAUUAACGGGAGAGGUUCCUGCUCACGGCGACACGAGCUUGCUUACCCCACCUAUAUGCAUCUUCUCGCCUCUAGGCAACUCAGGGGGACAAAUCAAACAAGUCUGUUCUGGUUUGGGGGGGGGAAAAUCAACCCCAAACCACCAUUUCUCUGUACUUAAGUGGAAGUGGCAUCAUCCAUUAACUGCUACACUGACCUGUCUGUGUUUUACCAGCCAUAGAAAUGUGGGACAAUCUGUACAAGAAAAAAAGAAAAAAAAAAGAACAACCUCUUUUUUGGGAAGGUGCUUGGUUUGGUUUUUUUUCUGUCUUAGAUGUCCAAAAAAAAAAA
This is a messenger RNA of Melospiza georgiana, 3210 nucleotides long. RefSeq names its product solute carrier family 16 member 6 (gene SLC16A6). NCBI's taxonomy places the organism in Eukaryota, Metazoa, Chordata, Aves, Passeriformes, Passerellidae. The record is from RefSeq and is a predicted model, not a curated record. Gene Ontology annotation, molecular function: monocarboxylic acid transmembrane transporter activity. Gene Ontology annotation, biological process: monocarboxylic acid transport; transmembrane transport. The coding region runs from base 96 to 1676 and encodes 526 amino acids. The transcript has 6 exons.